UGUUUCACAAGGUUUUGACUGCAACGUAUGACCUCGCAGGCGUGGUACGCGCGGCUUUUAUAGAGACCGUUCUCCCGCCGCUGCUUCGUCAUCGUCGUUCGUCGUCCCCUCCACAGCUUCACGGAUAUUCCGUCGCUCGGAGCUUGGAGUUAACUGCGACUUAACUAAUCAAUAAUCUUAUCGCGAAAAUAAAACAAAUUCCUCAUUAUUGCGAUUCAUUUCUGAAAAGGUAAUCACUUAUCAACGAUUUUAAUAAAAAACGGUAUUUAUCAAUGAUUAUAUCUCUCUCUUGUUGACCCUUGAUUUUAUAAAAUUUGAUUCUUAUAUAAAUGUAUUUUUAGACUUCCAAGAAGAUCAUACAUGCUACAAUUGUAUGGACAGUCUAUAAAUAGCAAUUCUUUCCAGAUUUUGAAGAUUAUCGGAAUAAUAUCAAGAGAUACACGAUGAUCAGAAGAAACAUAUGUUUGAAGAAACUUCUUUUCGCACGAAAAUUUUCGAAGAGUACUAAGGAAGCGUGGGACAGUUAUCUACAAAAUAGUCACAGAACAUCGCUUAAAAAAUUUAUCCAAAAUCAUCAGGACGUUGUGAAUGCGAUCUUAAAGAACACAGAGAUGACUCGCGAUCACCUGACUCCGGAACUGAAGUUAUUUCUACUAACAAAAAAGUGUCCCCUGUAUCACGAGCCAUUCAUCGAUAAAUAUACAGAUGGAAGAUUUGAUUCCUUGACCAAAAACGUAUUCCAAGAUCCAUUUUGGUCUAUAUACUGGCCUGGAGGUCAAGUACUUACGAGAUUUAUUUUAGAUGAAAAGGAAGGAAUUUUAGGAUGCACGAAGCAAAAGGCGAGAAAAGAUGCAAUAAGGAUGCUGGAUUUGGGCGCAGGGUGCGGCGCUACGGCAAUAGCUGCGAAAUUAAUGAAUGGAAUGUGCAAGAUUGUUGCAAACGACAUCAGCAAAGUCGCCUGUGUAGCUAUUGCAAUGAAUGCUAUAUUAAAUAACGUGGAUAUUGAGGUAUCGUGGGAAAACUUGUUACAGAAACCAUUAGAAGAUCUAUAUGAUGUAAUUUUUGUGGGUGAUUUAUUAUAUGACGAAGAAAUAGCGAACACUUUAAUGACAUGGUUGGGAGAAGCACAUAAACGAGGUGCGCGAAUUUACCUAGGAGAUCCAGGAAGACACGGAUUAAGUGAAGAUCUCAAAAAGCGAUUGAAAUUGUUACGGCAAUAUUCUCUACCUGAAAACGUCAGGAAGGAGAAUCACGGUUACGACGUGGCUACUGUAUGGGAAUUUGACCGAACUUAAGUGACUCAUGCAUAUGAAAUUAAAUACGGGAUAGAGAGAACGUUCUAAAGUCCAAAAGUUAUUCUAACAAUGAACUUCAAUUUUUCUUAGCUAAAUAAUACUUAGCAUAGAUUUAAAAAGCGUGUCAUCGCAAAAUAAACUGUAAAAUAAUUUUAAAUGUCUUGGUGUUUAAAACUCCAAAUCUUGUAACAAAUACAAUAGCGAUCUGAAAAUUGUUCAUAAACAACUAUUUCGAAGAAAUGUAUGCUAUAAGUUUGCUAAUUCAGGUAUGUAUUUAUUUAUAAUACGUUAAUACUUUACUCUGACGUAUAUUGGGAUAUUUCUGUUAUUACGAAGUAAAUGUUAAGCUGUUCUUACGUUUAAGUUGGAAUAAAUUGUUCCUUGGAUUUGCGUACAAAGGAUUAGAUUCUAAUAGUGUGUCUGUUCGGACGUGCGUACUUGUGAACUUAAGUUGACGCAAAUGUAUAAAACUUACGACAUUACACCUGAUGAUUAUAAAAUAAUUGUGAUUUGAUAUAUACCGCUCACGGUUAUGUGUAUGUUCAUGUGCCUGUGCUUACGUUAAACGUGCGAACGUAGUUUCAUAGGAGGAAAUCUUUGUAAGGCUUCCAACAGCCUUCGUAAUGACUAUUCGCGCACGCGCGCUCGUAUGUGUUAUUUUAAAAGAAGAGAAUUCUGUUUCAUUACAUAAUCCACUUGUGCAUAUCUCGUUUUCAUAUAAACUUGUUUUCACACAUAUUCGUAUGUACGUACGUCAAAACGCGUGUAGAUAUUCUUAUAUUUUUCAUAUUCUUAUCGUAAAAAUACUUUACGAAACACGUCACUGUGACGAAGAAAAUCUAUAAUACAUCAUUAUUCAAACGAUUGUUGUUAAACAAUCUGAAUGUUUCUUAUUAUAGCAAUAAUUAAAUAAAUUGAGGACAAUA
Messenger RNA from Solenopsis invicta (red fire ant), 2221 nucleotides. Its product is annotated as electron transfer flavoprotein beta subunit lysine methyltransferase. Gene Ontology annotation, cellular component: mitochondrial matrix. Lineage: Eukaryota; Metazoa; Arthropoda; Insecta; Hymenoptera; Formicidae. Gene Ontology annotation, biological process: peptidyl-lysine trimethylation. Gene Ontology annotation, molecular function: protein-lysine N-methyltransferase activity. The transcript is spliced from 3 exons. The record is from RefSeq and is a predicted model, not a curated record. Bases 444 to 1295 code for a protein of 283 amino acids.